Capsicum annuum is the source of this 522-nucleotide messenger RNA. RefSeq lists its product as uncharacterized. The record is from RefSeq and is a predicted model, not a curated record. The coding region runs from base 1 to 522 and encodes 173 amino acids. Gene Ontology annotation, biological process: DNA integration. The transcript has a single exon. Gene Ontology annotation, molecular function: nucleic acid binding. Lineage: Eukaryota; Viridiplantae; Streptophyta; Magnoliopsida; Solanales; Solanaceae.
AUGACUACUCCAUGGCCUUUUGUGGCUUGGAGAAUAGACGUAAUUAGACCAAUUGAACCAAAGGCCUCAAAUGGACAUAGGUUUAUCUUGGUAGCCAUUGAUUAUUUCAAAAAGUGGGUAAAAGCAGCGACUUUCAAAUUAGUGACCAAGAAAUCAGUGGUUGAUUUUAUUCACUCCAUUAUUAUUUGCCGAUUUGGCAUUCCAAAGAUAAUUAUCAUGGAUAAUGCUGCAAAUCUCAACAGUCAUUUGAUGCAAGAAGUGUGUCAACAAUUUAAUAUUAUGCAUCAAACUUCAACUCCUUAUCAUCCAAAGGCGAAUGAAGCUGUAGAAGCUGCCAACAAGAACUUAAAGAAAAUACUCCGUAAGAUGGUGCAGGGUUCUCGAAAAUGGCAUGAAAAGUUAUCUUUUUCUUUGUUGGGUUAUCAUACUACAGUUCAAACUUCAAUUGGUGCAACUCCUUACUUGUUGGUGUACAGAACUGAAGCAGUUGUACCUGCGAAGAUUAACAUUCCAUAUCUUUGA